AUGAUCAUCGCGCAGAACCCUGAAAUCCAGGCAGACCCUGCCAAGCGACCGAGAGUGACUCGAGUAUCUGUAGUCAUUCAUACGCCCAAGCGGACCGGCCAGCCUUGUCCUUGGAGCUUGUGGUUACAAAGCGAACAUAUCUCGUUUGUCUUUGAGCUCAUCCAAGAAACCCAACAUCCCAUCAUCCUUCCACCCGAAACUAUGAAGCAGUCCCGAGAGGUGAUCGACUGCGGAGGAUUCCCCGAUAGGGACUUCGAACUUGGCAUAGAACUUAUCGCGAGUCGCCCCAGAGAUGCAAAUGUGGGUUCGGAUACCCAAGAAUGGGUUCUUGGAUGCUUGGCUCAGCUGACGAGUAGGUGUUCGAUGGAGCUCCUCUCAGGUGUAGAUACAAUCCUGGGGACGAAGCGCACGGAGCGACCCCUCGGACAUGAGCCAUGA
Penicillium daleae is the source of this 438-nucleotide messenger RNA. RefSeq lists its product as uncharacterized. The record is from RefSeq and is a predicted model, not a curated record. Lineage: Eukaryota; Fungi; Ascomycota; Eurotiomycetes; Eurotiales; Aspergillaceae. The coding region runs from base 1 to 438 and encodes 145 amino acids. The transcript is spliced from 2 exons.